Agelaius phoeniceus (red-winged blackbird) is the source of this 2108-nucleotide messenger RNA. It is a transcript of the gene RTKN2, whose product is annotated as rhotekin 2. The record is from RefSeq and is a predicted model, not a curated record. Lineage: Eukaryota; Metazoa; Chordata; Aves; Passeriformes; Icteridae. Gene Ontology annotation, biological process: signal transduction; hemopoiesis; positive regulation of cell population proliferation.
AUGUCAGCAGCCCACGGGGCUACGAUCCCGGGGCCGGAGUCGCUCCCCUCGCCGGAGCGACCUCCUCCGGACCCGCCUGCCGUGAGCACCUGGCCGGGGGCGUUCGCGGGGCUUUGCGGGGUCCUGUCAACACAGCAAAGCAGAACGGCGGCGCCGCCGAGGAGGAUGAGGAUGAUGAGGCGGCAGCAGCCCGGCGGGCCGGGCGCCGCGGGGCCGGAAUGUGACACCCAAGAGAAGAUCAACUUUGAGCUCCGCAUGCGGGAAGGAAUCUGCCGGCUGCUGGCGGCGAGCACGCAGAGGGAGCAGCUCCUGCAGGCCGUGAAGAACCUGCUGGUCUGCAAUGCUCGCAUCCGGGCCUACAGGGCACAGCUGCAGGGCCCAAAGGGGGAGCAGUCUUCAGAAAAUGGGACAAAAGAGCGGACGGCAUGCAGAGCAAGGGUUGCUAUAUCAGAUAUUCGAAUACCAUUAAUGUGGAAAGGCUCUGACCACUUCAGCAAAAAAGAAAAAUCACAGCGCUAUGCAGUGUUUUGUUUGUUCAGAAUGGGAGCUGAGGUUUUUGAUACUGAGGUGACUAUUGUGGAUGAAGCAAUAACAGAUAUCUGUUUUGAAAAUGUAACCAUAUUUGAUGAAGCAAGCCCAGAUUUCCAGGUGAAGGUUGAAGUCUAUAGCUGCUGUACAGAGGAGUCUUUAUAUACAACAAACACUCCUAAGAAACUGGCAAAGAAACUUAAAACAUCCCUCAGCAAAGCUACAGGGAAGAAACUCAAAGCUGCACUGGAAGAAGACAGCACUGAACCCCUUUUGCCUGCUGACCCAGUCAUCCAUGGAGCUAAGUACAGUUUGCUGGCAUACACCACUCUGGGGCUGGAAAGUGCUGAGGACAAUUUCAGGACCCACAACCUUACCAUUACAGGAAAUGAGGAAUCCUCUUUUUGGCUGCCCCUGUAUGGGAACAUGUGUUGCCGUUUAGUUGUCCAGCCCUCCUGCAUGGCCAGGGAUAUGAUGGCAGGAUUUCUAAAUCAGCAGCAAAUGGUAGGAGGUCUGACAAGCUGGAGGAGGCUGUAUUGUGUACUGAGAGGUGGCAAACUCCUUUGUUAUUACUCACCAGAAGAAAUUGAGGCCAAAGUGGAGCCAGCAUUGACAGUUUCCAUCAACAAGGAAACCAGGAUUCGAGCUGUGGAUAAGGACUCCAGGAGAAGAGCCAAUAACUUCUCUGUUAUCAACCCCGUGUCUGGAGAGGGUGUGACCCAACGUUUUGCUACUGACAGUAGGGAAGAGCUUCAUCAGUGGAUGGAGGCUUUCUGGCAGCACUUUUAUGAUCUGAGCCAGUGGAAGCAUUGUUGUGAGGAACUUAUGAAAAUUGAGAUUAUGUCACCACGGAAACCACCUUUGUUCUUGACAAAGGAAGCGACCUCCGUCUACCAUGAUAUGAGCAUUGAUUCUCCAGUGAAACCUGAGGGCUUAGCUGAUAUCAUACACAGGAAAAUUGAAGAGAGUGAUGGUGAGUUCCUUCUUGGCCAGCAGAAAGAGCCUGCAUCUGCCCUGUGGGCAUCACUCUUUGAUGGAUCUCAUGAGAUGACUGUUCAGAAAAACGUGCAUCUGGACCCAAGAAGAGAUACUACCAGUCCUAAUGACAGCAGAGGAAAGAAAAGAAGAGCUCCACCUCCGCCCUCUGAUAAGCCACCCUACAGUGCAGAAGCCCAGGUGAACACAGAGCAGCUGGGCAAGGAAAACUGGAGGAAGCCUGACCACACACCUGCCUGUAGCUCUUCCUUUGAGUCGGUGUUAGCUACGAAAAUGCAGCAGCUGCAAACCCCCAUUGCUCCUCCUCGCAAAAUUGGUCUUUGUGGGAAAAGUGGUUUAGCUGGCCUGGGGAAUCCUGUUUCUCUGCUGAGCAAGACCAAGUCUGAAACCAAACCAGUCCCAACCCCUAGACAUAAAGGCAUCACAGAAAUACUGGACCCCAGGUCCUGGUUGCAUCCAUAGGCAUCAUAUUUAGCUUAGAGGAGUCUUUGGAAUUUAAAGUUUUCCAGCCUUCUCCUAAUACCCUUCAUUAAAAGUAGAUUUUAGCAUUUAGCUCAAGUGUUUCCUGUGAGCCAGGGCACUAC